CCUGUGCCACCCCACAGCUCCUGCCCUCGUUGCACCACCAGCUGAGCUCUCUCUAAACCCCUCUAAGCCCCGAGCUCUCAUUUUUGUGAUGGGUUUGGGCUCCAACUUUGAUCCCGGAUUUGUUCUCUCACCUCAUUGCAGGUUUUACUGGGACCUCAUCAUGCUGCUGCUGAUGGUGGGCAAUCUGAUCAUCCUCCCCGUGGGCAUCACCUUCUUCAAGGACGAAAACACCCCUCCCUGGAUCGUUUUCAACGUCCUUUCGGACACUUUCUUCUUGGCCGACCUCGUCCUGAACUUCAGAACGGGCAUCGUGGUGGAGGACAACACGGAGAUCAUCCUGGAUCCCCACACCAUCAAAAUGAAAUACCUGAAGAGUUGGUUCUUGGUCGACUUCAUCUCCUCCAUCCCGGUCGAUUACAUUUUCCUCAUCGUCGAUCUGGAGACGCAGGUGGACUCUGACGUCUACAAAACAGCCCGCGCUCUGCGCAUCGUCCGCUUCACCAAAAUCCUCAGCCUGCUGCGCCUGCUGCGCCUCUCCCGUCUCAUCCGCUACAUCCAUCAAUGGGAGGAGAUCUUCCACAUGACGUACGACCUGGCCAGCGCCGUGGUGAGGAUCUUCAACCUCAUCGGCAUGAUGCUGCUGCUGUGCCACUGGGACGGCUGCCUGCAGUUCCUGGUGCCCAUGCUGCAGGAUUUCCCCGAGGACUGCUGGGUCUCCAUCAACCACAUGGUGAACGACUCCUGGGGGAAGCAAUACUCGCACGCUCUGUUCAAGGCCAUGAGCCACAUGCUGUGCAUCGGCUACGGCCAGCAGGCGCCCGAGGGGAUGACCGACGUCUGGCUGACGAUGCUGAGCAUGAUUGUGGGCGCCACCUGCUACGCCAUGUUCAUCGGCCACGCCACCGCCCUCAUCCAGUCGCUGGAUUCGUCCCGCCGUCAAUACCAGGAGAAGUACAAGCAGGUGGAGCAGUACAUGUCCUUCCACAAGCUGCCCGGGGACACCCGCCAACGCAUCCACGAGUAUUACGAGCAUCGCUACCAAGGCAAGAUGUUCGAUGAGGAGAACAUCCUGGGGGAGCUCAGCGAGCCGCUCAAAGAGGAGAUCAUCAACUUCAACUGCCGCAACCUGGUGGCCAACAUGCCGCUGUUUGCCAACGCUGACCCCAACUUUGUCACCGCCAUGCUAACCAAGCUGCGCUUCGAGGUCUUCCAGCCUGGAGAUUUCAUCAUCCGUGAGGGCACCGUGGGCAAAAAGAUGUACUUCAUCCAGCACGGGGUGGUCAGCAUCCUCACCAAGGGCAACAAGGAGACCAAGCUGUCCGACGGCUCCUACUUUGGGGAGAUCUGCCUGCUGACGCGGGGCAGGCGGACGGCCAGCGUGCGAGCCGACACGUAUUGCCGCCUCUAUUCCUUGUCUGUGGACAACUUCAACGAGGUGCUGGAGGAAUACCCCAUGAUGCGCAGAGCCUUCGAGACCGUGGCCAUGGACCGCCUGGACCGCAUAGGUGAGGAGCUGCCCCAAACCCCUCCGUCUGCUCCAGAGGGGUCCAGAGACGAGGAGGGGGGCUGGAGCCCAACUGCAGGGAUCUGCUUUGCUGCCAG
Messenger RNA from Lagopus leucura (white-tailed ptarmigan), 1602 nucleotides. RefSeq names its product potassium/sodium hyperpolarization-activated cyclic nucleotide-gated channel 4-like. Gene Ontology annotation, molecular function: voltage-gated potassium channel activity. The record is from RefSeq and is a predicted model, not a curated record. Gene Ontology annotation, cellular component: membrane. NCBI's taxonomy places the organism in Eukaryota, Metazoa, Chordata, Aves, Galliformes, Phasianidae. Gene Ontology annotation, biological process: potassium ion transport; transmembrane transport.